GGAGAUUGAGCACAUUAUUGUGACGAAACGGUCUCUCGGUUGUAGAUUUAACGGGUUUUGCGUUAUUUUGUGUAGUUCUAAUCGUUUUAAACAAGUGCAUGGUUUGUGCCUUUAAUUCGGACUCACUGCACAGUCCCGCCUCCUUUAACAGCCACUAGUUGUUCAGAAAAACAGGGACAUGAACUGCAAGCAUAGUAACAUGACACUUUUAAACAUUUGGCAAUAGCGUCCAUUCGCUGAACGGGUGUGCCUGUCUUAACCGAUAAGACUUGACAGUUAUAAAGUGAGCCUUCAGCCAAUACAAGCAACGGAGAAGAAAGAAAUCCACAUUGAUUGGAGGCAACGGACACGAGCAAAGUUCACAUUAGUGACACAUUAUUCAACUGCUGUGGUGACCAAGCAUGUCUAGUAGAAACACCAUAGAGAAAUACCUUCGAAAUGGAGGAUUAUGUCCGCUUAAAUCUCCACAGUAAACAGCUUUGUGCAUAGUGUGUGUGAGUAACGUAGUGAUUACCUGCGGUGAGUUUUGGGGUUCACAAGGUAAUUGGUUCUGACUCAUACGAGACCUGCAGGUGGACUGAUAAAAAGCUGCAGUGCGCAUGUGCACGUUUUAUCUUAACUUAAAACUCCUACUUUUGCACCAUUGUUUUUUCUGAAGAUCCACACCAGUAUAGUUUUUUGUUUACUUUCUAUAUAGAUCUAAAUGGGUAGGAUUCGUGUAGCAGUCAUAGGGGCCGGGGCCGCAGGGCUCUGUGCAGCUCGACACAUCUUGUCUCGGUCUGAGAUUUUUGACCCACCGGUGGUGUACGAAUUGACUGGGCACGUGGGUGGCACCUGGUUCUAUGAGGAUCGAGUGGGAACCUUAGACAAUGGAUAUCCCAUCCACAGCAGUAUGUAUAAGAGCCUCAGAACAAAUUUGCCCAAGGAAGUUAUGAUGUUCCCCGAUUUUCCAUUUGAUGAUCGCCUGCCUUCUUUUUUGCACCAUACAUCAGUUCAGGAGUAUUUGGAAAAGUACUGUCAGACCCAUGAUAUUGCUCCUCAUAUCAAGUUCAACACCGUGGUGGAAAAGGUGAAGCCCAUCUCCAUGGAGACGGAAACAGGGGGAGCUGUGACGUGGAAGUUAAUUUCGCGAGAUGCAUGUGGGGACCGGAACGCUGAGACGUUCGACUCCGUGUUUGUCUGCAGCGGGCAUUAUUCCGACCCCCACCUGCCCUACAUUUCAGGAAUAGAGCAUUUUAAAGGUAAAGUGAUUCACAGUCACUCAUACCGGUAUCCAGAGCCCUUCGCUAACAAGUCAGUUGUGGUCUUGGGGGCCGGAGCUUCAGGGGUGGACAUUUCCGUUGAGUUAGCCCAAGUCCAUGCUCAGGUCAUUCUAAGUCAUAACAAACCACCUCUGGCAUUUCCUAUGCAUCUGGGUAUCCAGCAGACAUCACCUGUUGUUAAGGUGUCAGAGGAUGGAUCUUUACACUUCCAGGACGGAUCAGUGACCCAGGCUGAUGUUCUUCUGCUCUGUACAGGAUACAAUUUUAACUUCCCCUUCCUUUGUCCAUCCGAACUGGGCCUAGAGAUACAGGACCAUGUUAUGACUCCACUCUACAAGUUCUUGCUGCCCCCUGCCUUCCCUUCAAUUUUUUUCAUUGGCAUUUGCAAAAUUAUUUGUCCUUUUGUACACUUCCACUGUCAGGUUCAGUUCGCCCUUGCCAUUCUUGAAGGGUCCGUGAAGCUGCCCACCCAGGAGGAGAUGGAGAAGAUAACACAGGAAGAGAUGCACAGAAAACAAGAGAAAGGUGUACAGGUGAAGCACCUGCUCCGUAUGGACUCUGACCAGUGGGGUUAUUACCUGGACCUGGCCAGGACGGGCCGAUUCGAACCACCGCAGCCAGUCAUUCAGAGCCUGUAUGAAGAGGUGGCCAAGCAGAGGCGAAAACACCCACAAAGAUACAAACAGAUGAACUACAGGCUCAUUGAUGCCACACAGUGGGAGCUCGUGGAACAUCCAUCAGAUCAGGCUGAUGAUGUUUAAAGGGGACAUUUCACGAGGAUUUUUUAAGAUGUGAUAAAUUUUUUGGUGUCCCCUUAUAGUACAUAUUUAACGUUCUAGCUCAAAAAUAUUAUAUAGAUAAUUUAUUAUAGCAUAUUAAAAUUGCCACUUUGUAGGUGUGAGCAAAAAUGUGCUGUUUUGGGUGUGUCCUUUAAAAUGCAAAUGAGCUGAUCUCUACACUAAGUGGUGGUGCCGUGGUUGGAUAGUGCAGAUUAAGGGGUGGUAUUAUCCCCUUCUGACAUCACAGGGGGAGCCAAAUUUCAAUAAGCUAUUUUUUUAACAUUUGGUUUACCAAAACUAAGUUACUAGGUUGUUCUUUUUCACAUUUUCUAGGUUAAUAGAACCACUGGAGACCCAAUUAUAGCACUUAAACAUAGAACAAGUCAGAUUUUAUGAUAUGUCCCCUUUAAGGAUAAAUUAAUGAGAUUUAUACCAUAUGCAUUUUUAAGGUGGGCACCUCAUAAAAGGAUGUGUUCUUUUCCAAGGAAGGGAGUCUUGUUAAUAGUGUAAUAUUAAGAUUUAGAAUUUACUUUGAAUUAAUUAAUAUAUUCACACUAAAUUUAAUUAUAAACAUUAAAAUAUACAGUGUGUUUUAAAAGUUCAAGACCACUGAGGAAAAAUAAUUUUACUAAGCUGGACAUUUAUAAGUGUACUUCUUGUGAUCAAACACUUGACCUUUGUGUUGCUAACAUGAUGCUCUACUAACUGAGCUACAGGAAUUUGAUUACUUACUUGAUUAUUGAUAUAAACAUAAAAACUAUUUUAAUAAAUAUAAAAAAUUAAUAAAUAUAUUUUUUUAAUUUUGUCUUUUAUUUUUUUAACUUAAAACAUAAGUAUUAAUUAUUUUGUAAUAUAAUAAAUUAUUAUACAAAUAAAAUGCAAAACUAAAAUAAUUUAUAUGCCUCUUUUGGUUUUUUACCUGGAAAAAAACCAUUAAAGUGAGCAUAGUUGUUUAUAAAUAUUUAUCUCACACUUUGCAAACUAGUGUUGAUGUAAAUAUGCGAUAAAUUUAUGUUACGC
Molecule: messenger RNA, 3061 nt
Organism: Paramisgurnus dabryanus
Lineage: Eukaryota; Metazoa; Chordata; Actinopteri; Cypriniformes; Cobitidae
Molecular function (GO): NADP binding; flavin adenine dinucleotide binding; N,N-dimethylaniline monooxygenase activity
Source: RefSeq, a predicted model, not a curated record